UGGGAUUCAUUUCUCAAAUGGGAGAUUCAUGAACUGGAAGAGUGGAAAAAUUCUGAAACCCAGGCAAGAGUUUAAACCGAAAGUAUGUUUCGAUUUAGUGGGCUGCUUCGCCGACCCCCAGCGUCCCAGCAUUUCUUUGAAGCGUCGUCCCGAGGAUCCUAGUGUAAUCCAAACAAAAUUUUUACUCUACACCAGAGAAACUCGUGAGAAACACGAGGAACCGGAAGUCUUGUACUACGAUGACGAGGCCAAAUCCAUUACAAAGUCACAUUUUAAUGCAACAAGGGCCGUAAAAGUUAUUGUCCAUGGAUUCAAAGGCAGUGGCAGUGAUGUUGGUGGCAUCCGGGGUGCAAAUUCUCUCCUGAACUUGGAAGACCUUAAUGUCAUAAUCCUGGACUGGACCAGAGGGGCAGGUACUAGUUAUCAAACAGCAGUAGCAAACACUGAGCUAGUUGGACGUCAACUAGCACUCAUUCUCCUAGAUGCUAUCAAUCUAGGUAUAAAUCCCAAUGACAUCCAUGUCGUGGGUUUCAGUCUCGGUGCACACGUUGCUGGAUGUGCAUCAGAAGUGUUAAAAGAAAAGAAACUGUUAAUAGGUCGGAUAACGGGCCUUGAUCCAGCAUCACCAUUUUUCCGUCAUCAUAUACUUAGACAGAAAUCAAGAAAACUGGAUGUCUCUGAUGCACGCUUCGUUGAUAUCAUACAUACUGAUGGCUCAGAAGUGUUUACAGAUGGGUUCGGACUUUUACGACCCAUUGGGCAUGUUGAUUUCUUUCCAAAUGGUGGCCGGGAGCAGCCUGGGUGCACUGAUGUGAAGAAUUCCAUUAUUUACAGCCAUUUCCAUGAGGAUCUUUUGGACAGGGCGAUCGCCUGUAGUCAUCUUAGAGCAUGGCAAUUAUUUGUGGAGAGUGUCCAGAGCCAAUUGAGUGAAUGCAAGUUCAUCGCUUGGCCGUGUACCCAAGGGGCCAAUGCUUUCUUGAGUGGUACUUGUUUUCCGAUGGACAAUUCUACUGACAGGCAGGAAAUGGGGUACGGCUCUAAGCAAGGCUCUAGAGGGAUUUAUUACCUAGCAACCAGGGCUGAAGAUUUAUUUUGCGGGGAUCCGCUCAGAGCGACUGUGACAACCUCAGCAGGUGCCCCGAAAACUGAAGGAAGUCUUUAUUUAAAAAUCGAGAAUACAAAUGCCACAACAAUUUUCAAAAUUGCUAUAAAUCUUCAUGAUAGGAAUACCGAGUCAACGACAUUUCGCGCCAUUUCAACAUCGAAGUUCAGAUCAAUCAUUGAAGAUACAAAGAUAAUUAAUGGUCUGAUGUGGUAUCAGUCCGUUGCUGCAGAACAGGAUGUUGUGACCACUCGGCGACCCCAAAUAUCCACUUUAUUGAUCGAUAAAUUGGCUAUCGAGGAUCAAAAAGGCAACAGGUGGGAGAACUGCAGAAAGAACUUUUUGAUUGACCUCAAGGAAAUUCCAAUUGAGUUGAAAGAAGGAUUUUGUAGAUUAGUAUGAUCAACGGUAGAUUACGAAGAAAACUGUGGUCAUGCCGAUGCACCAGCAGCUCUAUCAGCCUCAAUAUUCAGUACUUCUAUUUACCCAUCAUCUGAGAUGAGUAGGUUCAAUCAGCAUUACGAGGUCCUUUAAAAAAAGCGGGAGACGCCACCUAGAAAAAGCUGUAGGAGUGGGGUUGGAAGCGAGAGGCUAGGAACCUGUUUGAAAAUAAUUUU
Messenger RNA from Diachasma alloeum, 1719 nucleotides. RefSeq names its product pancreatic lipase-related protein 2. The record is from RefSeq and is a predicted model, not a curated record. Gene Ontology annotation, molecular function: lipase activity. The transcript has 8 exons. Gene Ontology annotation, biological process: lipid metabolic process. The coding region runs from base 29 to 1504 and encodes 491 amino acids. NCBI's taxonomy places the organism in Eukaryota, Metazoa, Arthropoda, Insecta, Hymenoptera, Braconidae.